This is a messenger RNA of Phlebotomus argentipes, 1866 nucleotides long. RefSeq lists its product as uncharacterized. NCBI's taxonomy places the organism in Eukaryota, Metazoa, Arthropoda, Insecta, Diptera, Psychodidae. The transcript has a single exon. The record is from RefSeq and is a predicted model, not a curated record. The coding region runs from base 256 to 1560 and encodes 434 amino acids.
UUGUUCUUUUUAUUUGCGUGCAUUGCCAAAUUGAGAAAACUGUGUGGACUCUCGACAUCUCAGAUUUGCCAUCGACCGCAAUUUUCGCCCAACUCAAGCGCGCGCGUCUCAGUGUCAGUUCGAUCGUUCGUGUGAUCUGUUAGUUUUGCUAGCGCAGAGGAAGUGAUUUUUUGCGCCCAAAACCUCUCUCUCUAAACCUUUUUCUUUAUUUUUGGAUGAAAGUGAAAGGACAGUGAGUGCGAGCGAGUGACGAAGAUGAUCAACGGGAAAUUCUUCACAGGACUCACGGAUAAGAUGAUGCGCAGGAAUGGCAGUGGUCCCAAUCGUCAGGAGUCUCACAUGUACUGGCCAGAUGAAGCCACAACACCAUCUGUUCGUGAGUCAUCGCACAGAGAAACCGUCUUGGCCGCACGACGCAGACCAUCGGACACGCCAUCCACUUCACAGUGGAACAACAAUGCCAUCAGUGACGAUGUGGCGCCCAAGGAACUGGUGAGGAAGCAAAUGAAGUCCCGCAUUGAGUUCUACGAUCACGUCGAUACCACCAAGGAUCCCAUUCGACGACCAUCGAUCGACAAGGGCUUUCAGGAUCAGAAGCGACAAACUUUGUCGUCCAAGAUUGAAUUCUACGAUUACGUCACGGAGCCAAGUGUGACGAAGAAGUCAGAGAACAUCACCAGAAGCGCCUCUCCGGCAAAAGUGGUGGAAAAGAAGAUAUCAUUUACGGAAAAUCAGUCAGAAAAACCAUCAUCGAGUAAGAAAGAACACAUAAUUGCUAUUAAGAAUGAUGAUAUUUCCAAGAAAUCCAACAUCUCCCGAAAGAACAUCAGCAAAUCCAAGUCUGUUGAGAAUCUCACGCUGAAGAAGGAUGAUGAGGAUAUGGAUUUACAUAAGCUCAACAAGCAGGUGCAAAAUCUCAAGAUAGGCCCAAAUGGACGAACUGAGGAGAAGAUUGAGACACUUAAGCAGUCCAAAGUGAAGCCCAUCCUGAAGACGAGACGCGUGGAAGUUGAGCCAGAGGAGUUUGUCUAUCGCAAUGGAUACGAUUACGAUGAGAUGCCCGUGAGAGUGAUCAAGUCUCGAGUUGUGAGACCCGAGGAGGAAUAUUACUAUGAAAAUCGCGUUGUUCCAGCGUACAGAAACCCCCGAAUUCGCCCUGAAUUCCUCCACGAUGAGCCACAGAUGAUCCUGCAUCAACCAAUGCCCAUCGAUCGGUACUACUAUCAGCCCCGCGAGACGCUCUAUCGCGAGCCCGAGCCCAGGAAGAGGACAGUGAAGUACAUGAUUCCAGAAGAUGAGGACAGAUAUGAGAAGCCACGCUCACCGCCACCAGUGGAACCGCCAAAAUCACGACCUGUUCAGCGCUCAAACACCGUGAGGGAGUCACCAAAGCCAUCCGAAGUGCCGAAUGAGGCGCGUUUGAGGGCACAUCAGCACCUGAAGUCGAGCAUCUCGUUCUUCAAUGACACCACCACAGGCGCAAACACCAGCGAGAGGAAACCGCUGAGCAUUCGCGACACCGCCGUGGCUCGCGUGGGCGUUGGACUUCCAGAUAUAUGAUGAUGAAAAGGCAAGAGAGAGAUACCUUCGCGCUGCCCGCGAGAGUGACACGCCACAGUGAUUUAUAAGACACCAGGCACUCAAUAAUACUUUUUGACCAACUAAUCACUAUAUAGGGUGACUUGUUUGUGGCUCAGCGCACAAAUCUACACGAGAAAACACAUGCCAAGAACAUUAAGCCAACACAUAGUGUAACGAUUAAUUUAACUAUUUUACAGUAAUGUGCAUAAAUGUGUGUUUUUUAUUUGCAAAAAUAAAGCCACGAAAAACAAUCUACAUUGAAAGCAAGAAAGAGAGAUUUUUCGU